AAAAUGUUAUAUUACAGUAUUAAGCCCCUCCUGUUCCCUACUCGACCGCCAUUUUCCAUUUCUGCAUUUCAUCUCAGAGUUACUCUUCACAGAUUCUCUCGAGUAUCUCCUGUUUGUUGAGUCGGUGGCGACCGUAAAUCACUGUCCGCCAUUCUCUACCCGCUCGUGCACCUGGUAGCCGCUCUAUCUUACUUUGUAACAGUCUUCAACUCGAUGCCGAUGUAGCCCACAAUCUACACUUGCCGCGCCACUCUUGCAGCCCCACCAACAAGAUUCCAGACCACCAUCGUGCCCCUGCAACCCUAAAGGCUGCCGUGCCGCGCUCUUUCUCCGAUAUAGAUCUGGAUGGCCAAUGCAGGUGAAGAUCUCUCUCAAUUUGAUCUUUCAAAAGAGGAAAAGGACAAACUUGUUGCAGAAACGAUACGGUAUAUCCUGUUUAAAAUCCACCAGAACUCAGGAUGCCCAAUUAAGAGGGAUGAGCUCACUCAAAUAGUCACUAAGAAUUAUCGUCAGCGUAACCUUCCUGCUUAUGUGAUUAAUGAGGCCAAGGAGAAGCUUUCUAGCAUUUUUGGCUAUGACUUGAUAGAACUUCAAAGAGCUCGGCCUUCAUCUGUGAAUCAGGGACGGCCUUCACAACAAAUCACUAGUGAUGCAAAAUCCUACAUUAUCAGAAGUCAGUUAUCUGCUGAGGUGUAUGGAAAAUAUGUUGAGGAUGUAAAUACAGCUCAUCUGACUGGGUUCAGUUUUGUUAUACUUAGUAUCGUGCACAUUGCGGGAGGUAAAAUCCCAGAAGAAAACCUUUGGCAUCACUUGAGACGUUUGGGACUCCAUGAAAAUGAUGAAAACCAUUUGGUCUUUGGGAGCUGCAAGCAGGCAUUGGAGACACUAGUACAGCAAAGGUAUUUGCAGAAGGAAAAGGUCAAUGGCCCUGAAGGUAAUACAUUGUUUUAUGAGUUAGCUGAGAGAGCUCUAGAUGGACAAGUUCGGGAGACGAUUAAAGAAUACAUAUCACAGAUCGUGAAGAAAGAUCAAACUUCAGUGGAGGUAUAGCCUGAUGACAAGAAGGAAAGCUUAGUAGCUCAUAUCGGAUGCUUAGUUUUUCUUCUGGUAAGAGGUGCUGACACGAAAUUCACUUGAUGAGAUUUUGAGCAAUUGCAUUAUUGUGAACAAGUGAUAUUUGCUAAAAGCAGCUCUAUGCCAUAUAGUGCUACAUAUCUUUAACUUGUAUUAUUGUAGGAUUUAGAACAAAAUGGAACUGCUAUAUGCCAUGAAUUUUUUAGCUUCAGAGAGCAACGGGAGGUGUUUUCGCAUUCAGAACAAAGAACUAUAAUCAGUUCAUGAAGUUAUAAGCAAAAUUCCCGACUUA
Messenger RNA from Carica papaya (papaya), 1366 nucleotides. Its product is annotated as melanoma-associated antigen G1-like protein. The record is from RefSeq and is a predicted model, not a curated record. Gene Ontology annotation, cellular component: nucleus. NCBI's taxonomy places the organism in Eukaryota, Viridiplantae, Streptophyta, Magnoliopsida, Brassicales, Caricaceae.